Sipha flava (yellow sugarcane aphid) is the source of this 1464-nucleotide messenger RNA. Its product is annotated as zinc finger MYM-type protein 1-like. The coding region runs from base 1 to 1464 and encodes 487 amino acids. The transcript has 5 exons. NCBI's taxonomy places the organism in Eukaryota, Metazoa, Arthropoda, Insecta, Hemiptera, Aphididae. The record is from RefSeq and is a predicted model, not a curated record. Gene Ontology annotation, molecular function: protein dimerization activity.
AUGCCGAAACAAAAAUCAUCGCAAUCGAGUCGUAUGCGGUUUUAUGUUUCGGAAUUUGGCGCCGACGUCUUUUCUACCGAUGAUAUUUGGGUACCAGAUGAUUGUUAUAUCUUUCCUAGUAGUGGUAAGAGAAAUUUAAAAUUUCAACGGUGUUGGUUUAAACGAUGGAAUUGGUUGGCAUAUUCUGAAAAAGAUGAUGGAGCGUACUGUAAAUAUUGUGUUUUGUUUGCUGGAGAGGAUGGAGGUGUUGGAAAACAAACUUUUGGUAAUUUGGUAAAGAAACCAUUUAAAAACUGGAAAGAUGCUAUUGAAGUAUUUAAUAAUCAUACAAAUUGUGAAUAUCAUAAAACUUGCAUUCUAAAAGGAACAUGUGCCAAACAAAUUUUAGAAAAAAAAGUUGAACCUAUAGAUAUUCAAAUAGAUUCGGGAAUAAAACACAAAAUCUUUCUCAUAGGUCAUAGAGAUAGUGGACCCUUGAAUUUAACAGAGCCUAAUGAAAAUGAUGGAAAUUUUCGUUCAUUGUUGAGAUUUCGUGCUAAUAGUGGUGAUGUAGCAUUAAAAACGCACUUAGAAACCUGUUCUAAAAAUGCUUCCUAUACAAGUCCAAUGAUUGCUAAUGAAAUAAUUUCAACGUGUGGGGACAUUAUUUUAAAAAAAAUAGUUAAUAAAAUUAAUGAAGCAAAAUGUUUUUCGAUAUUAGUAGAUGAAACAUCUGAUAUUUCUGGUAUCGAACAAUUUUCUUUGUGUGCGAGGUAUUUUUAUAAUGGUCAAAUUAAUGAAGAUUUUCUACUGUUUGUUCCGGUAACUGAUGUCACGGGUAAAGGCCUUGCUAGUACACUGUUAACUUUGCUUGAUUUGAUUGGGAUAGAUUACAAUUACAUGAUUGGCCAAGGGUAUGAUGGUGCUGCCGCAAUGAGUGGUGUAUUUCAUGGUGCCCACGUUUAUGUCCAAGAAAAAUGUCCACUAGCAAUAUACGUACAUUGUGCAUCUCAUAGUCUGAAUCUUGCUAUUUCUGAUGCAUGUAAUAUUACUUCAAUUAGAAACUGUUUAGGAAGUAGCUUUCAUUGUUUGUUUCCAAUUAAAGAGAAAAAUAAUUCAGAUACUUUUGAAAAUGACAUAACAGAUUUAGUAAAAAAAUAUUCUCAAUUAUUACCAUCUUUUUCUCCUUUAGUAGUUAUUGCAGAAUUUAAAUUAUGGUCAACCUCUCUACAAAAUGUACCUAAAAUUCCAUCUAAUUUAUCAGAAUUACUUAAUAAUUGUAAUGAAAGUGACUAUCCAAAUGUCUACAAACUGUUAAAAAUCGUGGUAACUUUACCCAUCACAACAGCUACUGCAGAAAGGUCAUUUUCGACAAUGCGACGAUUGAAAACUUAUCUCAGAAAUACCAUGGCAGAGAACCGUUUAAAUGAAUUAGCACAGCUGAAUAUUCACAGGACAAUUGAAGUUAAUCCAGAAGUAGUGUGA